AUGCACGAUUCCGACUGCGCAGGUUCUACUUCACUUCUGCCUCGCUUCGAAUGCUCUAGUCGCUCACUGCUACUGCUAUGUGCGGCUGCAGAGUCUGGAGCGCUGCAGGCGCAAUUUGUAUGGCGAAUGUCUCAGAGACCAGAAGAGUCGGCUCUAUUCCCUCAUUCUCUUGCUCUUUUGCUCGGCGCGCGGCCAGCUCCUCAGUUCUUGGUGCUCGUGAGUAGGCGCCCAAAGCUGUCGUUGUGCUCCUUUCUGCCAGAUGGUGUGGGCUCGGCUCGCUGUAUGCGCAUGCGGCGUAAGACGUUCACUUUGCCAUUUCAACUGAUCCCGCCUGCCGACCGUCUCGGCCCGAUCAUUUCUCCGCUCGACGAUUUUUCUCCGCCGCUUCAACCUCACACCAGCGUCACCAUAGAAUCACGACCCGCCCAGCCCGCGGAGCACCGAUGGCUGCAGAACGAAGACAGCUCCGCAUAUCCAACUCCGACCUUGCCCCUGUCUACUAAUAUAUGUGCUCACGCCCAACUUGGAGACAGAAUGCCCUUCGAUUUAAACUAUGAUGAACACUCCCUCUCAUCAGCAUCGAUUCGCUCUUCGUCAACAAUCAGCCGAAUACCUCCGCCGACAAGCAUAGCAGACAUGGCCAUCGACGAGAUCGCCGAUCAUCUCACAUUAUCAGAAUAA
Pseudocercospora fijiensis CIRAD86 is the source of this 681-nucleotide messenger RNA. RefSeq lists its product as uncharacterized. The transcript has 11 exons. Bases 1 to 681 code for a protein of 226 amino acids. NCBI's taxonomy places the organism in Eukaryota, Fungi, Ascomycota, Dothideomycetes, Mycosphaerellales, Mycosphaerellaceae. The record is from RefSeq and is a predicted model, not a curated record.